GAACGGUUCUCGAACUGCAUGCACUGCACACAUCAUGGACUUUCUAGAGAGAGAAAACCGAAACCCCCCUCUCUCUCUUCACUCUCUUGCUAUUAUUUUUCUCUCACUGCGAAAUCAGUCUCAAAAUAAGGACCCUGAUCUCAUUUUCUUCACUUGUUCCUCUCUUUCUACACAACAGUAUAGAGAGAGAAACACACAAACAUGAAAACAUAGUGAACAGAAUCCUCGUGUGGGCUCGCACCUUUUCCUCUGAACUUUUUUGUGUUAUUGCUGUGUGCCUUCUCUCUCUCUCUCUAUGCUUCAAAAUUUUCAUUCUAUUUCCUAUUUCUCUCUUCUUUAAAACGUUGCUGUUUUCUUCUCAUUCUUGUAACUCAGCCCCACCGUGUGUAUAUGUGUGCUCUCUUCUCUCUCUCUUCUCUCUCUCUCUCUCUCUCUCUCUUUCUCUCUCCAAGUCCGUCUCUCUUCUGUGAUUAAGUUUCAGUCAUGGGUGGGUAGCAUGCAACAAUAGUGCGUUAGUAAACUGUUUGCAUUCCAUUUUCUUCUAUGCUUCUGGUUCUGGCAUUGCGUUAGUUCCUAGGGGAGAGAGGAACCCGUUUUGUGAACCCUUUUGUUUUGUCUUUGUUUUUUGUUUUUCUCACCACCAUGAGUUCUUCACAGCACUUGAACAAUGUUGGUGAAGAUAGCAGCAGUAGAGACAUGAGUUUCUUCCCUCCUUCUUCUCUUUAUGUGGGUUCCUCACAAACACAGACUCCUCCUUUGUCUCUGAGUCAUGGAAAUGGGGUAGAGGGUUCAAAUUCAAACCCUGAGAUGGGUCUUCUGAUUUUUGCGUCCACAGUGUUUCAGCAGCCCCAGGAGUGCAGGGGAACAAAGAGAGCCAUUGAUGAAGAAGAAGAAGAAGAAGAAGAAGACGAGGAAGAAGAAGAAGGGGUUGAUGAGAUAGAGAACAACAAGAACUUGUGUUUGAAACUUGGUGGUGAUGAAGCACAAGCUGCUAAGAGCUCUGCUUCAGGGAAAACCAAGCUUUGUGCAAGAGGUCACUGGAGGCCAGCUGAAGAUGAAAAACUCAAGGAGCUUGUUGCUCAAUAUGGUCCUCAAAAUUGGAACUUGAUUGCUGAGAAUUUAGAAGGAAGAUCAGGAAAAAGUUGUAGAUUGAGGUGGUUUAACCAGCUAGAUCCCAGGAUAAACAGAAGGUCCUUUUCUGAGGAGGAAGAGGAGAGGCUUUUGACUGCACACAGAAUGUAUGGUAACAAAUGGGCCAUGAUUGCUAGGCUCUUCCCUGGAAGGACUGAUAAUGCAGUGAAGAACCAUUGGCAUGUGAUCAUGGCUAGGAGGCAGAGGGAGCACUCUAGUCGUGUGUACAGAAGGAGGAAACUGGUUGUUAAUGAAACCGUUCUUCCAAAGGGUUUGAAUCUGACUCUGUCUAAUAACAAUGCAGGGAGUGAGUCAACCAUCUCAAGCACCAUUGACGAAUCUGCCUCAACUUGUACUAACCUCUCCCUCACACCACCCUCUUCAGCCAAAGUAACUCCUCCUUUUGGAAGACUCUUUGACCAUCAUGGUCCAUCUCAGAAUCAUCACCAAGCCUUUGGAUCAUUAAUUGGACAAGCUAUAGGGGAUGUGAGUUUUAACAAGAAGUUUUGUGGUGCUUCUUGGAACGGGGUAGCAUAUAAAAAGGCUGAACAAGUGGGAAAGCUUAAGGGUGUGGACCAGUCUAAUUUUUCAGAUGCAAAUUCAGAAGUAUCAGUAUCUGAGUCAGUUGCCACCAAUAGGUCCAAUGUCUCAAUUUCUGAAGAGAGUGAAACUGUGGGUGAUAAGAUUAACAUGCCAUUCAUUGAUUUUCUUGGAGUAGGAGCUACCUAGCAAAAUUUGCUGAUCAAAUCUUCAACGAAAGAAACAACAACAACAACAAAUAGUUGAGGAGUUAGGAAAGUGAGUGAGUGAGGGGUGCACCGUUGUUGUGUUGGGUGGAAAUGGGUAUGCUGUAGUGCAUUCCCUUGUGUACAGUUGGUUCCAUAAAAGGCAAAAAAGUAAAAGGUAAAAUAAAAAUAGAGGGAGAAAAAAAGAAAAAAAAUUAGGAAAGAGAGAGAGAUAAGUUUAGAGUCUAGUCUAGAGCGGUGGAGAAGGGGGUCUGUUAUGAACUUAUGAGAUUCAAAAAAAAAAGUAUAGUAUUUAUUUUCAAACUCUUUUGGUUUUGGACUGUUCCUGCAACAGCAGAAGCAGAGCCCUUGUAGUUUUUAUCUUGUGGUGAUACUUUUGGCACUUUGUUAAAUCAGAAGCCAAAGUUUCAUGACUUGGAUUCCUCUUUCUAUCAAUUUAACCAAACCUCUUUUGAAUGAA
Molecule: messenger RNA, 2337 nt
Organism: Glycine soja
Lineage: Eukaryota; Viridiplantae; Streptophyta; Magnoliopsida; Fabales; Fabaceae
Product: transcription factor MYB54-like
Exons: 3
Coding region: 643-1860 (405 amino acids)
Biological process (GO): regulation of DNA-templated transcription
Cellular component (GO): nucleus
Molecular function (GO): RNA polymerase II cis-regulatory region sequence-specific DNA binding; DNA-binding transcription factor activity, RNA polymerase II-specific
Source: RefSeq, a predicted model, not a curated record